GACGCAUUUAAAUUUCUUGAACGUGUAGUAGUCUGAAUCUUUACUUUUCUUCACAUUUGAUUAUUCAACAAUGUCAAAACAGGGGUUUGAAUUCAAGCUAUAAGAAGCGAAUAAGCGAUGAGAAAACUCAAAGAGAAACACAUUUUGAGAGAAAGAAAGAGAAAGGUAGAAGAUGAAGUUACAGGAGGGUGUGUCCUUGGUGGCUAUUUUCUUCUCCCUUGCAUAUACGCAGCUGGUUAAGGGGCAACAUCAACCUCGCGAUGAUUGCCAGACUAAAUGUGGCAACAUCAAAAUCGAGUACCCUUUUGGCAUUGCUUCUGGUUGUUACUAUCCCGGAGAUGAUAGUUUCAAUCUCACCUGCGACGAGAAAGAGAAGCUCUUCAUAGGCAUCAACGUCGAAGUGGUGAACUUUAAUGACAGCGCCCAGCUAAGUGUUCUGUUCUACCGAUUUUCUGAAUGCAUCGACGAGCAGAGUAAUGAGACUAAUGGAACUGCCCUCGAGUAUCAGCUGGGUGGUAGUUUCUCUUUCUCCUCCAAGAACAAGUUUACUUUAGUAGGCUGUAACGCUUUAGCACUUCUGAACACUUUUGGGAAGCAAAACUACUCAACUGGAUGCUUGUCAUUAUGCGAUUCUCAACCAGAGGCAAAUGAAAUACGUAAUGGUGUAGGUUUCUGCCAAACAGACGUCUUUGAUGGCUAUAAAGUCCAAUUUGGCUCAGCUCGCUUAGCAAACCAAAUUAAUCAUUCCCUAGUUUAUACUUCGGUAUAUCAAUUUAAUCCUUGCACCUACGCUUUUCUCGUUGAAGAUGGUAAGUUUGACUUCUCUGCUACGGAAGAUCUUAGGGAUCUGCGGAAUGUCACGGAUUUCCCUGUGGCACUGGAUUGGUCUAUUGGAAACCAGACAUGCGAGCAAGCUGGAAGCACAAGCAUAUGUGGUGGGAACAGCACAUGUUUUGAUUCUACUACUAGGCCCGGAUAUGUCUGCAAAUGUAAAGGCGGUUACCAUGGGAACCCCUACCAUCCAGACGGUUGCCAAGACAUCGAUGAGUGUAUUAUUGAUACACAUAACUGUUCGGAUCCCAAAACCUGUAAAAACAAGGAUGGAGGCUUCGAUUGUAAGUGUCCAUCUGGUUACAACUUAAUUACCACUAUACACUCCACUAUGAAGUGCACGAGGCCCGAAUACAUUAGACGGACUCAAAGUUUUCUUGUAACCACCAUCGGCUUCUUGGUCCUCCUGCUUGCCGUUAUCAGUACACAACACGCAACAAAGCACCGGAAGGAUGCCAAGCUCCGACGACAAUUCUUUGAGCAAAAUGGCGGCGGCAUGUUGAUACAGCAAAUCUCAAGAGUAGGGUCAUCAAACAUUGAUUUCAAAAUAUUUACUGAGGAAAGCAUGAAGGAGGCAACUAAUGGUUAUGAUGAGAGCAGAAUCUUGGGUCAGGGAGGCCAAGGAACAGUCUACAAAGGGAUAUUGCCAGAUAAUUCCACAGUUGCUAUAAAGAAAGCUCGGCUUGGAGACCGCAGCCAAGUAGACCAAUUCGUCCACGAAAUGAUCGUGCUUUCACAAAUUAACCACAGGAACGUGGUCAAGCUCUUGGGUUGCUGUCUAGAGACUGAAUUCCCCUUGUUGGUCUAUGAAUUCAUUACCAGUGGCACCCUUUUCGAUCACUUGCACGGUUCCAUGUUUGAUUCUUCUCUUACAUGGGAACACCGCCUAAGGAUAGCGAUAGAAGUCGCUGGAACUCUAGCAUAUCUUCACUCUGCUGCUUCUGUUCCAAUCAUCCACCGAGAUGUCAAGACUGCUAAUAUUCUCCUGGAUGAAAACUUAACUGCAAAAGUAGCUGACUUUGGCGCUUCUAAGCUGAUACCAAUGGAUAAAGAGCAGCUAACAACUAUGGUGCAAGGCACUCUCGGCUAUUUAGACCCAGAAUACUAUACCACAGGGCUUCUGAACGAAAAAAGUGAUGUUUAUAGCUUUGGGGUAGUCCUCAUGGAACUGCUAUCAGGUGAAAAGGCAUUGUGCUUUGAAAGGCCAGAGACUUCAAAACAUCUGGUGAGUUACUUUGCCUCUGCCACGAAAGAGAAUAGGUUGCAUGAGAUUAUUGAUGGCCAAGUGAUGAACGAGGAUAAUGAGAGGGAGAUCCAGAAAGCUGCAAGAAUUGCUGCUGAGUGUACAAGAAUAAUGGGAGAGGAAAGGCCAAGGAUGAAAGAAGUAGCUGUAGAGCUAGAAUCUUUGAGCGUCAAAACAACCAAACAUAAGUGGUCGGAUCAGAAUCUUGAGGAGAAUGAACACUUGCUAGGUGGUCACAUCGUGUCUGCACAAGGCCAUACCAGUAGCCGUGGUUAUGACAGCAUCAAGAAUGUAGCAAGCUUUGACAUUGAAGCUGGCCGCUGAUAAAAUCACAUGUAUAUAUAUCUUUGUUUGUGAAAAGUAUUGUUAUUUCUUUA
Arabidopsis lyrata subsp. lyrata is the source of this 2451-nucleotide messenger RNA. Its product is annotated as wall-associated receptor kinase 3. Gene Ontology annotation, cellular component: plasma membrane. Gene Ontology annotation, biological process: cell surface receptor signaling pathway; protein phosphorylation. Gene Ontology annotation, molecular function: polysaccharide binding; protein serine/threonine kinase activity; calcium ion binding. The transcript has 3 exons. The record is from RefSeq and is a predicted model, not a curated record. The coding region runs from base 173 to 2398 and encodes 741 amino acids. NCBI's taxonomy places the organism in Eukaryota, Viridiplantae, Streptophyta, Magnoliopsida, Brassicales, Brassicaceae.